This is a messenger RNA of Myripristis murdjan (pinecone soldierfish), 1107 nucleotides long. RefSeq lists its product as uncharacterized. NCBI's taxonomy places the organism in Eukaryota, Metazoa, Chordata, Actinopteri, Holocentriformes, Holocentridae. Bases 375 to 1079 code for a protein of 234 amino acids. The transcript is spliced from 4 exons. The record is from RefSeq and is a predicted model, not a curated record.
CUGUCCCGGUGCUGUCACUCAUCCUCCACCAGAAACAGGCUGACUCAAGUAAUAGUUAAAGCGAAUAUACUUCUAGCAUUACACUGGAGGCAGGAGGUUUGUUGACUGCUAACAUUUGCGCUGUGAGCUUUGGCGGGGAUUAACAAGUCACAGCCUACUUCUCCCCUCUUCUCACUGUGGUAAACUGAAGCUAAAACUAGCCAAAGCUAAGCUAGCGACUAGGUCAGUGCACUGUGGGUCAAACCGGAAACAAGAACGGACUUGGAACCACCAAGACAGCAACGAAGGACAACAGAAGUAACAGAACCUGGGAAAAUGUAUAGUACUUGUAUUUUCAAGCUGCUUCAUGCUGGAGAUAUGCUAAUUGUGAACUGAUGUUCCCGGGACGGUCGUAUGGUAAAGUUCUUAACAUUUUACCUCUGGAUGCAGUAAGAUUACCCAUUAUCAUCCCUUUGACAAGACAAUUUAUGGAGACUAUGACCCAUAUUCAGCUCGUGAUGGCUCCUACAGAAUAUCGAGGUGCAACAGGGAUUGAUGUGACAGACAGGAUACCCACUCUUGCUCUGGAUUGCCUGAGCACCAUGUUUGUGGUUAUAGCCCAUCACCCAGGCCAGGGACUACACAGGCUGUGGUUGCUCCUUGACAGCCAAGAGGACAGACAACAGUCCCAACACUCUCCAAGUCCUGGACAUGUGCGCUUCCAUUCCCCUUCACACACUAAUCCACACAAGGUUUUAAACAGAACCCAAAGAAAUCUGCAGUCAAGUGUAUGCGACACAUUGUUUCACAUGAUGGACUGGCGCUUGGACCCUGUCAGUGGCUGCUGCAUAUAUGAAUGGCCUGUUCCAAGAUCACCAUUUGAGGACCCUGUGGUCCCGGAGGACACAACACCCCCCCACAGGAUGAUGCUGGUUCUCCAGUUAAACUGGACAUUCCUCCUCUGCCUCCAACUGCCAACCGCAGGACAUGUUGGCGCAGCCUUCUUCCAUGGCCGGCACGCCAGCCCAUGUUGGUUCAUUGGACAAAGACAGUUCUGUCGUGCAGACAGCCUACCCAGGGCUGAGCGUUUCCAACUGUAAGCUGGGCUGGUUGAUGUACAACACCGCA